CACUAAGUCCCCAAAUCGGACUAAGGUACGCAAAUUCAGCUACGUUAAUAACGUAGCUGAAUUCGAAGUACCUUAGUCCGAACUUACCGCGGUCCAGACGCGGCAGGAAGUCUCCCCCCGUCGAUGCCGCGUACUCCUCUCGGCGAGCUGGAGUACCGGCGCCGACUGUGAGCACUUCCGGGAUCGAUCCGGGAUCGAUUUAUCGCGUCUUAACCAGACGCGAUAAAUCGAUCCCAGAACAUCGAUGGCGUGCCGCCGAACCAACCGGUAAGUGAAGACUAGGCCUUGGAGAAACCCUCCUGUCGGCGUAGGUAGCAUCUUUACCGAAGUGCUACAGCUGCAGCGUUUUAAGUGUAGACAUGCCCUUAGCAACUGUCUUCUCACAUUGCUUUUGGUAAAUUGUUGAAAGAUUUCUUCAAACACUGUGAAAUAAUAUAUCAUUAGUUGUAUACUAUAACUGUUAGUAGUUCUAGUUUGAAAGGCUAUGGGCAGGGGCGGCACCAGCGCACCAAACGCGUGCCUGGAGCGGCAAGCCACGGGGGGGGCUGCCGGUCUCCAUGAGGGCGGCAGUCAGGCUACCUUCGGCGGCAUGUGCCUGCGGGAGGUCCGCCAGUCCUGCGGCUUUGGCGGCAAUUCGGCAGCGGGUAUGCCGAAGGCGCGGGACCAGCAGACCUCCCGCAGGCAUGCCGCCGAAGGCUGCCUCGCUGCCGUGCUUGGGGCGGCAAAAUACAUAAAGCCACCCCUGGCUAUGGGAAAGGUGGAUCUACUACUACCGGAUCUGAUAUUUAUACCAUUAUACACUUCUUGGCUGGAGCUAUAGGCCCACUCGCCAUUGGAUCAUGUCUGUGGCAAAAAAAUACAUGGGCACUGAUUAGCAGUUCUUAAUCAAGGGGGACUGGAUUAUCUUCCAUCACUUUAAAUUUCAGGCCUGUAUCUCCAGUCAUUCAUCAUUUUAAAGGACUCUCCCAUCCACAACAGACAUGCUUUAGAGGCAGAAGGGCUAUCCUUUAAUGUAAAGGUGUGUGUGUGCGUAAUUUCUGGAGGAGGAGGGGGUUUCACUUUCUAAUCUGGAGGUUGUUUCAGCUGUUGGGACCCUAUUGUGACAUCAGGCCUGAGUAUGCAAUGAUGUCAUCAGUAUUCAGCUGUGAGCAAUCUUGAGGCACUUCUGAAUCCAACAGAGGAGAAUUUUUCUCUCUCCUUCCCCUCAACACCAAAUGAACCAGUUGGGAAGUCACUGCUUCAGUGUGACUGAGGAGGCCUCGUUGCCUGAGAUCCAAGCGCCGCUUAUCCUUUCCCUAACAACACCUGAAGAUGGGACCUUUUUUCUUUCUGCUCUACGGAACAAAAAGCCAACAGAGCCCGUGACAACUCAGCCGACUCGUGGGGUUGGCACGUCCACCGUCACAACAGUCAUACAGACCGGAGGAGAUUGGACCACUGGCCUCUUUGGUAUCUGCAGUGACAAGAGUGUUUGUGUCUGUGGGGCCUUGUGUAGCCCAUGUCUAGAAUGCGACCUUGCAAGGCACUAUGGGGAGUGCCUGUGUUUCCCAUUGCUGCCAGGUUCCACCUUAGCGUUGAGAGUCGGCGCCAGAGAGAAAUACAAGAUACGAGGAACCCUGUGUGAAGACUGGAUGGCAGUUCAUUGUUGCUGGCCUUUUGCUGUUUGCCAAGUGGCCCGCGAGCUGAAGAGGAGGGCUACGACCCAGAUCUAUGAAAUAAACACUGCUCCUACAGCUAAAGAUACCCUAGUUUAAAAAUUCCCAGCCAGAAAGCUUGACUCGUGAUACUUCCCCGCCUGCCAAUGUAAAAUACCUUAUUUUUAGAAAUAAAAUGCAUUUGU
Messenger RNA from Malaclemys terrapin pileata, 1840 nucleotides. RefSeq names its product PLAC8 like 1 (gene PLAC8L1). The transcript is spliced from 4 exons. The record is from RefSeq and is a predicted model, not a curated record. Bases 1215 to 1754 code for a protein of 179 amino acids. Lineage: Eukaryota; Metazoa; Chordata; Testudines; Emydidae.